Numida meleagris (helmeted guineafowl) is the source of this 5830-nucleotide messenger RNA. RefSeq names its product family with sequence similarity 173 member B (gene ATPSCKMT). Gene Ontology annotation, molecular function: protein-lysine N-methyltransferase activity. The transcript has 5 exons. NCBI's taxonomy places the organism in Eukaryota, Metazoa, Chordata, Aves, Galliformes, Numididae. Gene Ontology annotation, biological process: positive regulation of proton-transporting ATP synthase activity, rotational mechanism; peptidyl-lysine trimethylation; regulation of mitochondrial ATP synthesis coupled proton transport. Gene Ontology annotation, cellular component: mitochondrion. Bases 195 to 857 code for a protein of 220 amino acids. The record is from RefSeq and is a predicted model, not a curated record.
GGGUGAGAGCUAUGUGGCGCCUCGGCUAGAGCGUUCUGGAAGCAUCUGAGGCUGUAGUGGCGGCGCGGCGCUCUACGGCCCUGUCCACCAGCGCGGGGGGGAGGAAAGGGGAUGUCUUUGGGCAGAAUACAGGAGCCAAAACCGGGGUGACGGGAAGGGUGAGGACAGACACACCGCGGAUUCAGAAAGGUGCAAUGCCGAGUGCCCCAACAGCAGAGAGCCCCUUGCCUUCCUCAGCAGGCUCUGAGGAUGGUUCCAGAGUAAAGCACUGGGGGCUGUGGAUCAUGGGUGGUGUUGGUGGGACCCUGGUGGCACUGUAUGCUGUUGUGACCCCCUUCGUGGCUCCGGCUCUGAGGAGAGUUUGCCUGCCCUUUGUUCCUGCAACUUCAACUCAGAUCGAGAAUGUCCUGAAAAUGUUGCGAGGCAGAAGAGGCUCUGUAGUUGACAUUGGUAGCGGGGAUGGCCGUAUUGUGAUAGCAGCUGCUAAAAGGGGAUUUGAAGCAGUUGGUUAUGAGUUAAAUCCCUGGUUAGUCUGGUACUCUAGAUACCGUGCCUGGAGGGAUGGGGUACAUCACAACGCCAAAUUUUAUAUUUCAGACUUAUGGAAGGUUUCUUUUUCACGUUAUACAAAUGUUGUUGUUUUUGGGGUGCCUCAAAUGAUGCCAGAGCUGGAGAAGAAGCUCAAAGAAGAACUUGGAUGUAACGCCAGAAUCAUUGCUUGUCGUUUUCCAUUCCCGUGCUGGAUCCCAGAUCAUACAACUGGAGAGGGAAUAGACACUGUGUGGGCCUAUGAUUUGAAACAUUCUAGAGGAUGUGAAGCAAGAAACUUGGAAGUUACACCAGAAGGAGAAUCUUGAACAUCCUGUUUGUUUAUGUACUGAAAUUUUCAACUUUGACUUCAUUUGUUAGAUGAUAAGUGUAAUGUAACCUAUAUCUCAGGUUAUGGAGGUUUAUAAUCUCUAAAACGUUGGGGAGUACAUUGAUCAUUUGAAAACAUAGAAAGGUGUAGUUGAAGGAUGUAAUGUGGUUGAUUAAAGAAUAUGAGAAAUCGUUACAGAAAUCAAUAACUGUGAUAUGGAAAAUUGAGUAAAACAAGGUUCAAUAAUGUUAAGGGAAGCAUAUAAGUUCAAGUACUUGAAUUGGCUAACCUAAAACGUAUUCUUUUCGAUACUGUGUAGCAUUUGCUACUGUUCUUGGGAGUGGUGUGCCAGUGGCUUCUCAAAUGAGCCGUAGUUCCCAAAUGUCUUCAUUAGGUAAGCUAAACAAGCAUAAUCAAUGUACAUCAUACAUCAAACUGUUGCAAACUGAGUGUAAAGAUGCGGAUACUUUGCACUUCAGCCAUAAAUGUGUGUUUUUAAAUGGGAUAUGAUACAACAAGCAAAUAUAACGAGUAUAUUCUUUAACAGACUUGCAUCCCUUCAUUAUAAUUGUGUGUAUUUCUGUGAAGACAAAACUGCAGAAAUGAGUUUUUGUUGGCAUAAGUCUUUGCAGAUGACCCUGAUUUUGUCCUAAGGUCUCUGAUUUAGGAAGAAUUUCAAAAGUCACCUACUUGGCCAUGAAUUUUGAACCCUUUGUGCCCAAACCUUGGAUAUGGUAUGUGUGAGACUUGCUUGCUUGAGCGUGUCAGGAAGACAAUCUCUGAUUCCACAGGAAGUUGGUCUGGCUAGCUUCAUUAAAUCUGAGUUGACCUGGUCUCAUUUUCUCAUUUAUAGUGAGAUGGGCAAGGAUUUUUCCAGUUGAGCUUAUUUUUACUCUGAGCUGUGUCAUGUGAGGUCCUUCAGAAUCAUGGCAUCACUGCUUGGCUUUUCCUUGGAAGUGAAGCAAGUUCUCCCUGUCGCUCUCUUUGAUAGUGAUUUGCAGUGGGGAGCUGUCACUGCCCUAACAUUGUCCUUUCUAACCUGGUAACAUGGUUACAGCACUUCCCUAUUUUGUAACAUUCUGCUUGCUUUGUCUUUCCUUGGGUUCCCAGGUAAAGUUUGACUUAUCUUCACUAAUUAACAGCGAGUCAAAAUUAAAUAAUAGCUUACCUUGGCCCCAUUUAAUUACAAAAUAACAGAAUGGCUGCAAGCGGCCUCCGAAGGUAAUUUAGUUUAAUCCUGCACAAGCAGGGCUGCCUAAAGUCAGUUUCCACAGACUGUGUCAGUCAGCUUCUGAAUAUGUCUGAGGAGGGAGACUUUGCUAUGUAGUGACCAUGCAAGUUUGUCAAACCUCUGCGUGCGUGCUAUCUGUAGAACUAAGCUAGAUCAAGUUAGGAAGUUGUCACCUGACUGCUAGGCAAUUGCUAACAUAACUAAAAUUAGCUCAGGCCAAGGGAAUUUGCAGAGACUGCUUUUUGGGUCAACACAAAGCCUGUGAAGUUUCAUUAGCAGUUGAAAGACAUAUUUCUUGGACUUACAGUAUCUGACUUGAAGAUAAAUGGUACAGUAGAAUGUUUUUCUUCUGUACACAAAAAGAAGAAAGGAGCAAAUAUAUAUGCUGGAGUGUGCAAUGGGAAAGAUGAUUGCAGUCUGGCAUGUGGUGAAGCACAGCUGUGAACAUCAGGACUAUCUCUUGAAGAAUACUUUUUACUGGUAAACCAUCUUUUACAGCAUUUCACUGCAAUGUCGCAUAGUAGAUCUUGUAAAACGACACUAAACUCUUUCCAACAUUAUUUAAGGGUUAUGAAUAUUACAGUGAUAGGACUGGGCUACAGUGGCUUACCUUAAAUGUCUACAUUUACUUUAAUAUCCAUUUAAUGGCCAUAAAACUGGGAUCUCAGACAAAGGAUGUCUGAAACUAUUUCUACUAAAAAAGGCUGUACAGAAGGGAUGUUAGCAACUGAGCCAAGAGUCCUUCCCUGAAAAUUUGUAGAGGGGAAGAAGCAAAAGAUUUUGAUAAAGUGAGUUGUGACUCAUCUGUCAUGCUUUGCUUUGACCUGUCUUUCUGCUACUUGCUCUCACUAACAUUCACACAGGUUAGUUGGCAUGGAAUGAAGUAGAUAUGUUUUCCCUUGUGUUUGGCUGUGUAUUUGUCUGUUGUAUUAUCAUUUACUUGCCUGUUAAAACAUAAAUCUGAUUUUCUCAGUUCUGCCUUUAAAAGACUCUGGUGUGGACUUAGUUAUCGCCUAUUGCUUCAGAAAUACUUGUUGAAGAGAGUGAGGUAGAAUUAAUGAUGUGAUGGCCUGAGCUUUAAGAACAUUAAGUACUGUUCUCAAGGCGAGGAGGAAUUUAUGAUUGCUUUUAAAGCAAAGCAGAGGCCUAUUUCUUACUCUGGACAUAUACCUUUUGUUAAGGGUCUACACUGAGAUACACAAUGGUCUACAGGGUUUUUAUUCCUUAUUGCAUAAAGGAAUGCAGUGCAUUUCCUGUUGUCAUGGAUGACGUGCAAAACAGAAAGCAAAUUGCUCUGAUUUAUACAGAGAACCAAGAAAGCAUUUUCUUUUCAUGUCAUCUUCAAUUUUCCCAAUCACUUGUUAGUAUUUAAUCUAGUAAGGUAUCAAACGAGCAUAACCAUGGUUUCAGUUUUCACUGUAUGGAUUAUUAUGUUACUACACUUCCAAUUGCUCAGGUAAUUAUGAUUUCAUUGAUGUGCUACUUCAAAGUACCAAUUUGUUACUUUUGAAAACUAAAAAAGCCUUAGAGAACUGGCUUAAUCGAAUUACAGUGCCAGUCUGAAGCCACAAGAAGGAAACCCCCAAGCUAUGCAUGCUGCUGUUCAAAACCAAAGUAAUUCAGAUGCACAGGAGAAAAACGGUAGUUUAUCUUUGAUUGUUUUCUAGUAGAAUCACCUGAGUUUUGGGAGCUACUUGUUUUAUUCCUUCCUUGUCCUGAUGUAUCUUCGCAAAAAAUAAUGUUGCCGCAUUGCUGAAUGAGUAAUGCUUUACUGAAAUUCGGUAGAACUUGAUCUGUUUGAAAACAAAAUAAAAUGUAGUUCUUUGGGCAGUGGUUUGAUUCUGAGAGAGCCAUCUGAUAUGCAAGUCGCUUGGUGUAUACUGCACAGUCAGUAUGGCUACCUCAGUCUCACCCAAGCUUGUCCAGAUUUGUGUAUUUGUUUUAUGAGCUUUAGGCAUUUCUGUAUUACUAGGUGUAUUCAAGUUCUUGACUUACCCUCUGGAGUGUGAUAAUAUACUGUCACUUAAUCUAAUACUGCUCUGAGGAAGCUCAUCCUUUGUCUCUGCACUGCUGUUUGUUUGUGACUUAUGAAUUGUAGCCAGGUAAGGAGAUGCAGAAUCAAAUUUAGAAUGCAGUACUGCAUUUCACAAGUGUAGGUGAAUGAGUAUUAUUUGUGGGGAAAACACUUCCAGGGCCCAGGCUUAGGGAAAGUCUUUUACCUUUAAUAAAGGAUGCAUCUCAUGAGGCACCGGAGAUCUCCUACAUUCUGCAUUAGUAUUAUUUUAAAGACAUUUCUCAUGUGAACAUAAUUUAAAAAAUGUCCCCACCAUCACAAUAUCCUUCUGAGAUCUGAAGAGCAAGAAAGCAGAGGCAACAUCUUGUUCAUCUUCUAUGUUGUGUACUGUGGGGAGGAAAAAAAGGAAGGGUAUCUAUAGCCAGAGUACGGCACUUAGAGCCAUUCCAAAAGCAGUCUGACAGACUUGCAUCGUAUCUGUAUGUAUUACUCAUUGGAUUUGUGCAUUCAUAUUAAGAAUGAGGUGUGGUGAAAUGAGAGUCAGAAAUGAGGCUGAUGCCAUUAUGCUUGAAUGAGUAGGAAUUCCUCAUAGAUCACCUCAGACUUCUGUAGUUUAUUUUUAUGAUGGUUUGCAAAUGCUGAAGCAUUAUUCAAGGAAACAUGAUUCUUUCAAAUACAUGAUUGAAGAGGGCACUCUAACAUCAGAUUUAAUGACAAUACAUUCUGAUUUAAGUUAUUUUUCUUUUCCUAAGUUUGCAAAUGUCUAGUUUUAUAAUGUAGCUACAACCUGUUUUUUUAGAAAUAACUCAUUUCUGCCAGGAGAGCUCUGGAAUACUUGAUUAAAAAUGUGGCUUCUAUAUUUAAUUGUUAAAAAUCACUCCCAAGUGUGAAAGCUGUAAAAAUUAAUCUUCUUGGUAAUUUUUUUUUUGUUGGUUAAUCUUUAUUCAUCCUCAUAGCCUUUACUUAUGAAGACUGUUAGCUGUCAGUUCUUUCUUCAUUCUGUUUUCUGAUUUCUUCCUGUUACUUCAGCAUUUGCUUUUAUUUUUCAUACUGUCUUCGUACAGUUUUGAGUGUGUGCUUUCAUAAAUUCAUCAGAGCUUCUCAUUUCCUUUCAUUUUCUGUAAACUGAUAGUUUUUUUUUUUCCAGUAAACCUUGUAGGAAGACUUAGUAUGUUGCAGGAAUGUCCUUUUUCUCUGUAGAUUUUUUCAACAUGUAUUUAACUAACCCCUUGUUUUAUUUAGCUGUGUGCUGACAUAGCAUGAUUUUUGUUUCCAGUAAAUGAAAGAAAAACACAUCCACCCAUAUGGUAUUUAGACUGAAAAACAGCCUUGGUCUACAACAAUUCCGACAGUUUAGUAGUUUUAAGUACUUAAUUUUGCAUUUUUAUUGUAUUUCAUCACUUGGGAAAUGAACACAGGCCUUUUAUACAUUCAGUAGUUCCUCUUGUUUGGGUUAUUUAUUCAGGUGGGAUUUUUGCUGAUUUCUUUUUCUUAGUAUAAUGUUGGGUUUUCUAUUACAGUCUUUGGUUGAAAUGUGGGACUGAUGUUUUUGCUGUGAAUUGCUGAGUAGUCCUUGAAAAAUCACUGUAAUGCUACUGAGUGAACUGCUAUGAUUGGUUUAAAAAACAAAAUUAAAUAAAAACUGCUUUACCAGUAAAUGUGAAGGGAUACUUCUUGGUUUACUGUGUAUAUUGUGCUCUUUAAAAAUAAAGUAGGUUUUGGAAGA